CAACGGACGCCACCGCGGUCAUGAACCGCGAGAGCUUCGCGGCGGGCGAGCGACUUGUGUCGCCGGCUUACGUGAGGCAGGGCUGUGAGGCCCGCCGCUCGCACGAGCACCUCAUACGGCUGCUUCUGGAGAAGGGCAAGUGUCCAGAGAAUGGCUGGGAUGAAAGUACACUUGAACUCUUUUUACAUGAGCUUGCAAUCAUGGACAGCAACAAUUUCUUAGGCAAUUGUGGUGUGGGAGAAAGGGAAGGGAGAGUUGCAUCCGCAUUAGUUGCUCGUCGUCAUUACAGGUUAAUUCAUGGGAUUGGACGAUCGGGUGAUAUUUCUGCUGUGCAACCAAAAGCUGCAGGCUCUAGCCUUUUGAACAAAAUUACCAAUUUUUUGGUCCUGGACAUGAUUAAGCUGGCUGGUGUCCAUACAGUAGCCAACUGCUUUGUAGUUCCUAUGGCAACUGGUAUGAGUCUAACCCUAUGUUUCUUAACAUUACGACACAAAAGACCAAAGGCAAAGUAUAUUAUAUGGCCACGAAUAGACCAGAAGUCCUGCUUUAAAUCCAUGAUCACUGCAGGUUUUGAGCCUGUGGUGAUAGAAAAUGUUUUGGAAGGUGACGAGCUACGUACAGACCUGCAAGCAGUAAAGGCUAAAGUCCAGGAACUUGGGCCUGAUAACAUUCUGUGUAUUCAUUCUACUACAUCCUGUUUUGCUCCCAGGGUGCCUGAUAGACUAGAAGAACUGGCUGUGAUUUGUGCUAAUUUUGACAUUCCACAUAUAGUCAAUAAUGCUUAUGGAGUGCAGUCUUCAAAGUGUAUGCACCUCAUUCAGCAGGGGGCUCGAGUUGGUAGAAUAGAUGCUUUUGUUCAGAGCUUGGACAAAAAUUUUAUGGUUCCAGUAGGUGGCGCUAUAAUUGCUGGCUUUAACGAUUCCUUCAUUCAGGAAAUCAGCAAGAUGUAUCCAGGAAGAGCUUCAGCUUCACCUUCUUUAGAUGUCCUUAUUACUUUAUUAUCACUUGGAUCAAAUGGCUAUAAGAAACUAUUAAAAGAAAGAAAGGAAAUGUUUUCAUAUUUGUCCAACCAAAUAAAGAAGUUGUCAGAAGCCUACAAUGAAAGACUGUUGCAUACACCUCACAAUCCCAUAUCUUUAGCUGUGACACUUAAAACAUUAGAUAAACACCAUGACAAAGCUGUCACUCAGCUUGGCUCGAUGCUUUUUACCAGACAGGUUUCUGGAGCCAGGGUUGUGCCUCUUGGGUCUGUGCAAACUGUGAGUGGCUAUACUUUCAGAGGCUUUAUGUCACAUACAAAUAAUUACCCUUGUGCUUACCUCAAUGCUGCAUCAGCCAUCGGAAUGAAGAUGCAGGAUGUGGACCUGUUCAUAAAGAGACUUGACAGGUGUUUAAAGACAGUAAGAAAAGAACAAAGUAAAGACAGUGAUGACAAUUAUGAUAAAACUGAAGAUGUGGAUAUUGAAGAAAUGGCUUUAAAACUAGAUAAUGUACUUCUUGACACACACCAGGAUGCUUCUUCAUGACAUGCAAAAGGUUUCUUCUUGAUCGUUUGAAGGAAAUGAUACAGCUGUAGUACAAGCAAGUAGUCUGAACUAGCCAUUGAUGAUUGUUAAGUUUUCCUUUCUUAGACUGCUUCAAUCCUUGUGAUCCAUAACAGGUUAUAAUAUACAAUUAGCAUUUUUCUAAUUGUUAGGAUAUCUGUCAAUUAAGCCUCAUGGCUCAGAUAAUUUUUACUAGUGUAAUGACAGUAAUAUUACCUUCAAUUAUUUUUGAAAUGCAGAUCACACAGAAUUGAGAAAGGUCUCUUACGUUACUAGUUACUAGUUGUUUGUUGAAAUGUGUAAGUCACAAUGUGCCUGUGAAAUGGACAUUCCCCAGGGAAGCAGAGUAAGGGUAUAAACUUCCAUUUUGACCCAAAAGCAGUGGUUCUCAACUGGGGAUGAUUCACUUAUCUGAACAGCAUCUGUGGACAUGUUUGGUUAUCACAACUGGUGGGAUGCCGUUAACAUCUGGAGGAUACAGGCCAGGGUGCUGCUCAACAUCCUACAAUGCGUGGACAACUCCCCACAACAAAGAAUUACCCAACCCAAAAUGUCAGCAGUGCUGAAGUUGAGAAAUACACCUCUAAAAUAGAUAAACUCCUUGAGUAAAGAGAAGUUUAUCAUAGCAACUUUAAUUAUUCAGUAAUACUUCAAAGAAGAUAGCUUUAUAAAUGUCAUCAAAUAUAGAGAAUCUUAAGUGAUAACCAGGGUCACGGGUUCUAAACAUGUCAUUAUGGCACUGGUGCAUUUUUCCACUUGGGUAAGGGAAACCAUUAUUCCACUUACUGUUUUUGCUUUAAGCAGCCGUGUAUAUUGGUUAGUUUGUUCAGAUGUUGUGUACAGACAUCAUCAAAAUUGGCUAACAUGGGUAUUUUUGAGCAUAUUUUUGCUAGGAAGGUGAAAAUCAUACAGUGUGAUAAACAGUUGUAUUCCCCCAUUUCUACCCAUGUGUUCAUUUUUCUAAAUCUGAAAUUCCAGACUUACUUGCAUUAACAAUAGUUUUUGUUGUUAAUUUAAGAAAUAGACUGAUAUGUCAUAGCCUGAAGAGUUACUGAAGCUUCUAAACAUGCCACCAUGCCAAAGCCAUGUUUCUCAAAACCAACUCUGUGGAUCAUUGUUCCAAAAAGGUGCUCAUGGGGAGAAAAUGUUCUGCAAACAAAUAAAUUUGGGAGCCACCUUUGCAAACCUGCCUUUUGGCAUAUUAAAGGCUCUAAGAAUUGCCUCACUAACCCAGUUUGAGUAUAUCCUUAUCCAAAGAGAAACUUAUUUUUUAAAGUGAAGUAUUUGUUAACAGCCCAUUGAACAUACUUUUAAAAACACUACGGUAGAGAAUGGUAUGUUGCCUUCUGGGUUGCAUUUUUCUUAUUGAUUUGCCAUUGUAACCUAUGUAUAAGAAAGGGAUUUUCUGGUAUUUUGGUGACAUUGUGCAUUGUCCCAGACUGUAAACGUGAGCUCAGAUAGAUACCACUUCCUUUAACGUGUAAGGUAGACUCCUGUGGUCACUGGCUUGACUACCUUGGAAGUCAAUACUAUUCUGAGAUAAAGCUUUAAAUUAUGAAUAUCACAAAGUUUAUUUUAAAAUGUAUUUAUUUUAUCUUUGGGGCUCAAACAUUUAAAAAAUUUACAUAGUUGUAAUAACUCAUUUCAAGGGAAUAAAUACUGGAUUAAAAAGUGUAAAUUUUUAAUGAGAAUUUGGGACUAAAUUGCAGAGCCAAUAAAGCUGAAGAGUUGCAACCUCUAGAGUCAAGAAAAGGAUUGAAAUGAUGUUGCAAAUGUAAAGCUGACAGUGCAGCCUACUGCACAUGUACGCCAAAACUGUUUUCUAGAGCAAGUGAUCAUAUUGUUGUGACCAUCAUUUAGCUUAAGAAAGGCCAGAGCUGGGAAACUCGCAAAUGUUUUCUCAUCUGCAGUAUAUUAGCAGUUCUUGGGCUUCAGCUGCUGAAUAGAUAAUAAUUCUAAUUGAAGAUAAAUUACAUGAACUCACAUGUGAAUGAUAGAUAUGUUACAACAUUUCAUUCUUGAUGCAUAAAAUCAGCUGUGGUUUUUAUUAUUAACCCUUUUCUUUUUCCGUGGUUAUGGAAUUCUAGCUCUAUUCCUCCUGGCUUAAAAUUUGACUCUGAGUUCAUGGAAUUCACACAGUUUUUGAAGAGUUCUGUCUAUUCAGGCUUUCCUUGGUCCUCACCCUAGUGUAAUUUUCCCUUACUCCCAUUUCUACAUAUAAGUAUUAAAAAGGAUGUGUUUAUUAUAAUUUGCUAGUACUGAUUGAGAAGCCUCAUGAUUGGCCUUUGUUAUAUUUGCACAGUGACAAAGGCAGUGGAUGAUCCACUUCCAGCCAUUGCUGAAGAUAACCUUUUCUAUCGUUGUGACCCAACUACCCUUAUUAAAACUACCAGGUAGAGGGCCGGUCGCGGUGGCUCAAGCCUGUAAUCCCAGCACUUUGGGAGGCCGAGGCGGGUGGAUCAUGAGGUCAAGAGAUCGAGACCAUCUGGUCAACAUGGUGAAACCCUGUCUCUACUAAAAAUACAAAAAAAUUAGCUGGGCAUGGUGGCGUGUGCCUGUAAUCCCAGCUACUCGGGAGGCUGAGGCAGGAGAAUUGCCUGAACCCAGGAGGCGGAGGUUGCGGUGAGCCGAGAUUGCGCCAUUGCACUCCAGCCUGGGUAACAAGAGCGAAACUCCGUCUCAAAAAAAAACAAAAAACAAAAAAACUACCAGGUAGAAUUUUGGAGUUAGGUUUUUAAAGUCAUUGGGCUAUGGCAGUCUGCCUAGAAAAGAAAAUUGAGGAACGGAAUCUUCUUUUGGUCUUUCCACAGUGUGUUACUUACACAUGGCAAGGAAAGGAAUUUUAAAUCAAACCCACAGUUUGGUUCUCAGGUCCUCUGCUGAAGAAUUCUCACUCUAUCAGGGAAUGAUAUGUGACGCCAGCCUUAGGAACCUGGUGUUUGACUGUAAAUCUUUCUAUUGAUUUUUUUGUAUUAGUUGAAUGAAGUUAUAGAAUAUGAAUUAUUGAAUGCAGUUCUGUUCAGCUGCUAGGCACUUGAUAUACAGAAUGGUAAAUUUAAAUAUAAAUUACAUUUUUCUAAUAUUGUGAUCAGUACUUAACUCCAUUGUGGUUCUGUGUCUUUAACUGCCUCACAAUAAGAACUCUCAUUGAGGACUGGGCUACAGAAUGUGCUUGUAUUUUUAGACGAUGUCUGUGGCUUCCAUAGAUUUUAGUAAAAUUUAAACAGAGAUAAUUUGUGGUUACUGCUGAUGUUACUUUAAUUUUGAAUUAGCAGUUCAUCCUGAGAGUUAUAUUCAAGUGUCCUUUCACAGAGGAAAAUAACCAACAGCUGAAAACAACAACAAUAAAACUGGUGAAUCUAACUCAUAUUACACUGGGAGAAAGUUUUUGGAAUACAUACACAUUUGGUGUAUGUAAGAGUUGGGUUUUCUUUUCCCACUUUCUGAGAUGUACUAACUUCUGCCAGGCCCUUAAAUUUUGAUUUUGUUAUGUUUUACAUUUUUGAGGCCAACCUUAUUUUGUAACUGAAAAAAAAGUCCAGUUUUGCAUACACAGAAGUUUGGUUAUUUUAGAAGUCUCAUAGCCUGAAUAAUUUAAUAAUAAUUGAAUAUGAUACUCAUAGCUUUUUAAGAAGAGGUUAUAUUAGUCAGUUUUCUCCUUGUCUGCCAUAUUAUGUUGGCUAAAUGUCUCUUAAGGCCAAUCUUAGUAGACAGACCUAACACUCAUUGCAUCCUUUUGUGCCUUACUUUUUACUUUCCUUUUGCCCUUAUGGUAGGUACACAUGUAAGAUGGUAAGUUUAAGGCUAAUGAAUAUAUGUUUGUAAUUUCCUUCUCAUUAUUCUGCAGUUAAAGCUAAGGCCUUAGGCAAAAUCUAGAAAUGUUUAUGUUGUUUUAUUUUUUAUCAAGUGGUGUUGACUUGAGAAGUAGAGAAAGGCUAUGCUUAACUGUGUAACUGUGGGGAUUUUAGCCAUGAGAUUAUGAAGCUGAUGUCAGCCUGCUAACCUGUUUUUCCCAAAGGAAAAGAUGUUUCCAAAAACGUUUUUGCUGUAGACUGUUUAAAAAUAAAAAUAAAUUAUAUAAUUUAUUGCAUGAAAUAAAUUUUUAAUAAGUCA
Callithrix jacchus (white-tufted-ear marmoset) is the source of this 5657-nucleotide messenger RNA. RefSeq names its product Sep (O-phosphoserine) tRNA:Sec (selenocysteine) tRNA synthase (gene SEPSECS). NCBI's taxonomy places the organism in Eukaryota, Metazoa, Chordata, Mammalia, Primates, Cebidae. Gene Ontology annotation, molecular function: tRNA binding; O-phosphoseryl-tRNA(Sec) selenium transferase activity. Gene Ontology annotation, biological process: conversion of seryl-tRNAsec to selenocys-tRNAsec; selenocysteine incorporation. The record is from RefSeq and is a predicted model, not a curated record.